AUGACCCUCUUCCACGACCUCUCCACCCGCCUCUCUACUCGCCUCUCCGCCCUCUUCGACCAAAACAAAGCCGUCCUACAACUAAUCCACAGGCUCUCGAAACUCAACUUCGGCACCACCAGCGACGACAACGGCGUCCGCCUAGAGCUCACAGCCGAGAUCUCAGAAACCCUAAAGCAGCUCGAGCUCGAGCUCGACUCCGUCCAUGUCGCCGUCGACGAGCUGAGCAUAAACAAUAGACAUAGCGGUCGCGAUUCGCGCCAACUAAGCCGCGACUCCGAGAAAGAGCGGGAGAAGACGCGGAUAGCAGUGCAGGUCGCGAAGCUCACAGAAGACUUGCGGGGGCACGUUUCCUCGCCGCCGUACUCUAGCGGAACCGCCGUGCUAAUGCGCCCCAGUACUCGCACGCAAUUCGACAACGCCCAGCGCAUCGCGAAGCGCAACGCCGAAGCCGCGAAGCGGAAGGAGCGCGAGCUGCUCUUCGCCGGCGCCCGCAGCGGGGCCAGCACGCCGACGUCGCUGUCAUCGAGAAGGAGGGGCAAGGAUAUUUCGGCGGACGAGGUGCUCGUGAACGCGUCGAGCGACGUGACCAGUGCGUUGCGGCGGACGCACCAGUUGAUGCAGUCGGAGCUGUCGCGGUCGAGAUUCGCGCAGGAGACACUCGAGCAGAGCACGGCGGCUUUGGCGGAUUUGGGCGACCACUACACCUCCCUCGACGACUUGCUCUCCUCCUCCCGCAGCCUUCUCACCAACCUCGUCAAGUCUCAGAAGUCGGAUACGUGGUAUCUCGAAACUGCGUUCUAUAUCCUCGUCACUACUAUUAUCUGGCUGGUGUUUCGACGGUUCCUUUACGGUCCGCUUUGGUGGUUCCUCUACCUCCCUCUUAAGUACACCUACAAAUUAGUUCUCGCUUUGCUUUCCGUUGCUGGCGUGACCGGCGGCACGGCUUCUACAACUUCCGUAGCGAUCUCAGCGUCGCAGAGCGCGAGCCUGAUCGUGAAACCAAGCGCAACAGGGAGACCACCGGCGAGGAUGCCAGGACAGCAGCCGUAUAUGCGCGCUGGGGGCGGUGGGCAGGGCGCGAAGAGUGAUCCGAGUGAUGAGGGGAGUAUGUCGCGGCAGGUUGGGCAAAUGGCGGAAUCUGCGCAGCAGCAAGAGGGACAGCAGGAGCAGCAACAGGGAGAAAAGGCAAAGGACGUACCGAGGAGAGGGGACGGUCAGCCGCUGGUGGAGUCGGAUAAGCCGCGGAAUCCGAAGAAGAGGAUGUGGGACGAGGAUGUGGAGAAUGCGAAGAGGGAGGCGGAGGCGAGGGAGAAGGAUGAGCUGUGA
Molecule: messenger RNA, 1329 nt
Organism: Mytilinidion resinicola
Lineage: Eukaryota; Fungi; Ascomycota; Dothideomycetes; Mytilinidiales; Mytilinidiaceae
Product: Sec20-domain-containing protein
Exons: 2
Coding region: 1-1329 (442 amino acids)
Biological process (GO): retrograde vesicle-mediated transport, Golgi to endoplasmic reticulum
Cellular component (GO): SNARE complex; endoplasmic reticulum
Molecular function (GO): SNAP receptor activity
Source: RefSeq, a predicted model, not a curated record